UUUACAACGAAGGGUAACCAUAGAGGAAAGGCCUCAAAAACAGCAAAUAUGUCUCAUCAUACUCAGGGGGCUAACAUCAACCCAGCUGAGGACAACAGAAGAGGGAGAAGGAUUAUUGCUGAAGACCCAGACUGGUACCUGCCCUUAGUGCCUUGUCUAUCAAAACUGUGUCUGCAAACCAUUAUUAAACACUUUGAGGAGAAACCAAUUUUCGAAGAACUAAAUCCCAGUGAUAAAGACUUUGUGCAGAAGGGACUCUCUACCUCCCUGCCCUUGAAGGUGACAGCCAACUUAAUCACCGAUGACGUCUUCUGGAAGCGAUGCUGUGAGGAGCGGUGGGACAUUUGCGAUGUUGCUCACUACGGCCACAGCUGGAAGCGAAUGUUCUUCGAGAGGCACUUGGAGAACAUUAUUGAGCAUUUUAUCCCAGACCUAACAGAGCAAAGAACAGUUCUGGAGAUGGUGCCGCUUUGUAGGAACUAUGUGAAGAGGCUGGACAUCUCACAGCUCCUGCCACCUGUCAAAGAGCCCCGGGAGGAGGAAGAGGAGUAUAGCUCAGAUUUGUUAGGUGGCAAUGAGACUGAAGGAACAUCCAUGGAUCACUUUGACUUUAACAUACUACUCAGUAAGCUGACAAACCUGGAAGAGCUUCAUUUGGUGUACAGGGUCAAACAGUGUGGCAUGAAUUUUGAAUGGCAGAUGUUUGAGAUGACUGACAGAGACUGUGAGUCCCUCGCAAAGGCCCUAAAGUCCUGCAAGACUUUAAAGUUUUUGAAGCUCCAUGAAAGUCACAUUGAGGAUGAGAAGUGCCGCCUGCUUGUAAAACACCUUCUGGACCACCCGUCCCUGAGGGAGCUCGACUUUUCUCACAACCUGAUUGGAGACAGAGGUGCCAGAGCUGUCGCUAAACUACUCACCAGGAGUAAACUGGAGACUCUGAACAUGUGUGACAAUGAAAUCAGAGACCAUGGAGCUAAAGCUGUAGCUCAUGCUUUGUCCAAGAACUCCACCCUUUUGUCUCUUAACCUGCGUCUGAACCGUUUGGGAGACGAGGGGGGUCAGGCUAUCGGGAAGGCCUUGAUGAACAACAGCUCCCUACUUCACCUUCACCUGGGGGGUAAUAUGGUAACAGGGCCGACUGCCAUUGUGCUGGCUAAAGUGAUUGCUCAGAAUAAAACCCUGAAGACCAUCAACCUCUCAUGCAAUGACCUGGGUGUGGAUGGAGGUAGAGCUCUGGAGGAGGCAAUGUCUUUCAACACCAUCAUAACGGAGUGUGAUGUCCGCCUGACAGAAGUCGAUGAACAGAGCCUGUCCUUCAUAAACCAGAUGGUUUGGACCAACAAGAGUUCAGAAAAAAAGUAACACAGUCAGGAAAGUUGAACCAAAUAG
Messenger RNA from Cheilinus undulatus (humphead wrasse), 1389 nucleotides. RefSeq names its product t-complex-associated-testis-expressed 1 (gene drc5). Lineage: Eukaryota; Metazoa; Chordata; Actinopteri; Labriformes; Labridae. Gene Ontology annotation, molecular function: protein binding. The record is from RefSeq and is a predicted model, not a curated record. The transcript has 5 exons.